Panicum virgatum (switchgrass) is the source of this 1087-nucleotide messenger RNA. RefSeq lists its product as uncharacterized. Gene Ontology annotation, cellular component: chloroplast. Bases 119 to 622 code for a protein of 167 amino acids. The record is from RefSeq and is a predicted model, not a curated record. The transcript has 3 exons. NCBI's taxonomy places the organism in Eukaryota, Viridiplantae, Streptophyta, Magnoliopsida, Poales, Poaceae.
GUCAGUCCACGUGGCUAGCAUCCCAUCCAUUCUCUUCCCACCUCCCUUGUUUUUCCUCCUCUCCAUCUUCCCCCCAUCUCCUUCCUCGUUGCUACUGCCUGCCGCAGACCAGCAGCCAAUGGCCGCAGCCAGCUUCUGGCUGCUGCAGCGUCCUUCCCCUGCUCUCCACAACUCCCUCUCCCUCUCAAGCAGGAGCAGCCAUCCUUCCUCCUCUGCAUGUCCUCCUCUGCACAACAAGCCAAGGGACCUUCUUCUCUGCUGCGCUUCAUCAUCGGGCGCCUCGUCUUCUGUGGUGACCAAGGAGCAAGAGGAACCAGUCACUGCUCCUUCGGAAGAAGGAUCUGAGCCUUCACUUCUUAGCUACAAAGAUGACCCCAACUUCAGGGGAUGCAGGGGCUGCGGCAGGGAGGAGCUUGAGAGGGGCUGCAAUGGCGAGGGGCGGAUCCAAGGGGGGAUAGCCGCCGUCCCGGGCUUCAGCUGGUGGCCGAUCAAGGCCUACCGGCCAUGCCCCGGCUUCGUCGCCUCCGGCGGCCGCUACCGGCGCCAGGGCCAAAGCAUGGACGACGUCGCAUCCGGCAGGGGAAAGAAAAUCUCCCCGGCCAAAAAGAAGAGCGACAAAUAAGUAAUCCAGCCCAAGGAACUGCAGUCUUGACAAUGGGAGUUUCAUAGACCAAAUGAAGCAUGUUCCUUGUUUACUUAGAAGUUUUGGUCUACAUUUGGAUAAGUAUGCUAUUCAAGGUGACUAAGAAGUUUUGGCUACCUGCAUCAUCUUUGGAAUCUGGGAAAGUUUACUUAGGAAUUGGGAAAGUUCAAGUAUUCAGAAAGCAACAAUUUUGGUAUACAUUGCCAAUGCAGUUCCUUGUUUCCAAUUGUAAUAGCAAGUAGCAACACGGCACUGGAAGUUUGAACAUCUGACUGUGCCCUAAUGCUGGUGAAGCUGUUCUAUUGCUUUCAAAUGGAAUAGCUUCUUUACCUGUACACAUGAUCGUGAUUUGUGAUUGUCCCGUGCACUUUUGCUGAACGGCCACAAUGGAUGAUUGUGAUCUAGAAAACUAUUACCAAACAUGUGCUUCUUUUGGUCUAUGAA